AUGGCGCGAAUAAAACUGAAAAAGUUGGAGGAGUUUUUGCAGGGAAUUGACGGAUUUGAGGAUCCCAAAAUCCUCUUGGAACAGUACCAAACACCUCCUCAUAUCGCCAGCUGCAUGCUCUAUGAAAUUCAGAGUCAAUUUGGGGAUCUUGAAGGGAAGGUAGUCGCAGAUUUGGGCUGCGGUUCCGGAAUGCUAAGCAUAGGAUCGUUCCUCCUCGGAGCAGCUCAUACAGUUGGUUUCGAAAUAGAUCCGGAUGCAGCAAGUAUUUUCGUAGAAAAUGCCACUGAAAUGGAGAUUCCUAUUGAUUGCAUCCUUUCUGACGUUACAAGGGAUCUCCCAGAAUCCCGCUUCGGCAAAGCCUUCGACACAGUCGUGAUGAAUCCUCCAUUUGGGACCAAGAAGAACGUCGGAAUGGAUAUGAAAUUCCUCGAAGUGGGCAUCUUUCUGGCCAGAACGGCCGUCUAUUCGCUCCAUAAGUCCUCAACGCGGGAUUUUGUGAAGAAAAGCGCUAUUCAAUUGGGCGUUGAGCCCAAGAUUGUUGCCCAGCUUCGGUACAACAUCGAUGCUGCGUACAAGUUUCACAAGAAGAAAUCUGUGGACAUUGAUGUAGAUUUCUGGCGAUUUCAACUCCCCAAGACAGACCUUUAAAGCUGGAUAGUGAAUAAAAAUUAAACUAAUUGUAUGGUGUGAAGAUGAUUGUUAAGUAUAAAUAAAAUCAAUGGGAAAAUGA
This is a messenger RNA of Phlebotomus papatasi, 730 nucleotides long. It is a transcript of the gene Mettl5, whose product is annotated as rRNA N6-adenosine-methyltransferase Mettl5. The record is from RefSeq and is a predicted model, not a curated record. Gene Ontology annotation, biological process: rRNA methylation. Bases 1 to 648 code for a protein of 215 amino acids. Gene Ontology annotation, molecular function: nucleic acid binding; rRNA (adenine-N6-)-methyltransferase activity. Lineage: Eukaryota; Metazoa; Arthropoda; Insecta; Diptera; Psychodidae. The transcript has 3 exons.